GUUGCUGGCACGCAAUCUUUCCCAAGGUUGUGCUUCCUUUCCUUUUUCCUGAGAUUUGGCGCAGGGGGAAGGGGUCGAAGUCACAUGGACACAAAGCUUUUGAUUAAUGUCCAAGCUGCCUGGGCUGCUGCUGAAGCCUUCCAAUCUCGCAGUCACACAGAGCGCUCGGAGAGCAGGAGCCAGUGACCACUCAUUUCCUACAGGCUGUGCCCUCUUCCUUACUGGAAAAGAAGACACGCAUUUGUAUUGCUUUGCUCCUCUGGCUCUCAAAGCACUUCUUGAGCAGUGGAAGAGCGAGCGAGACUGGUUAACAGCCUGCAAGCCACGGAAGACCAGCCCCCCGCUAUGUAACUGAGUGGGGUCUUUUGUUGUCCCAUCUGAACUUUGCUAGAGGAAACACCGAGGCAGCUUUUCCUAUUGGUGGCUGCAAACAGCAGAGGAGCUGGGAGAAGCAGGAGCUGGGAGCGAGGCUUCGCUUUGGGGAACAAUGACAGAAGAAAGCAAAGGGGAAGGGAAAGGGGAAAGCGGGAAGGACCUGGAGAAACAGCUUCGCCUCAGGGUGUGCGUUUUGAACGAGCUUCUGAAGACUGAGCGGGACUAUGUGGGCACUUUGGAGUUCCUGGUGUCGGCAUUCCUUCAGAGAAUGUUCCAGUUCGCUGCCUCCAAAGUGGAUAAAAAUAUCACAGAGGAAACAGUUAAGAUGCUGUUUUCAAAUAUUGAAGAUAUUCUUGCAGUUCACAAGGAUUUUCUGACCUUAGUGGAGGGGUGUUUGAAUCCUGAACCUAAUGCACACCAUGAAGUGGGAAUCUGCUUUCUUCACUUUAAGGACAGAUUUUGUAUCUAUGAUGAAUACUGUAGUAACCAUGAGAAGGCACAGAAACUUCUGCUUGAACUUAACAAAAUAAGAACAGUACGGACUUUUCUUUUGGUAAGUAAACUUUGACUUGGUAUUCUACUUUAAUAUCUUUUCACUGAAUCAGUGAGUUGACAGCAGUGCCUUAUUAGGGUCACGUGAGAAAUGAUUUUAGACAUCCUACGAUUCAUAGAUUCAUAGAU
Chrysemys picta bellii (western painted turtle) is the source of this 1056-nucleotide messenger RNA. The record is from RefSeq and is a predicted model, not a curated record. NCBI's taxonomy places the organism in Eukaryota, Metazoa, Chordata, Testudines, Emydidae.